This is a messenger RNA of Eufriesea mexicana, 2206 nucleotides long. RefSeq names its product signal recognition particle receptor alpha (gene SrpRalpha). Bases 79 to 1920 code for a protein of 613 amino acids. The transcript is spliced from 7 exons. NCBI's taxonomy places the organism in Eukaryota, Metazoa, Arthropoda, Insecta, Hymenoptera, Apidae. Gene Ontology annotation, molecular function: GTPase activity; signal recognition particle binding; ATP hydrolysis activity. Gene Ontology annotation, biological process: intracellular protein transport; SRP-dependent cotranslational protein targeting to membrane. Gene Ontology annotation, cellular component: endoplasmic reticulum membrane; signal recognition particle receptor complex. The record is from RefSeq and is a predicted model, not a curated record.
UCAAAUAGAACGGUCGCGAGUAGGUUAGAUCGCAUCAUUUAAUCAAACAUUUUUUUAUUACUAAGAAAUCGUACAAUCAUGCUUGAUUUAUUUACUAUAUUUAGUAAAGGUGGUAUUGUGUUAUGGUGUUUCCAAAAUACCACGCAAAUGUUUGCUCCUAGCGUUAACGCGCUAAUUCGAAGUGUCAUAUUGCAAGAACGUUCGGGAAGUCAUACUUUUGAAUACGAUUCCUUACGUUUACAGUACAAACUUGAUAAUGAGUUUGAAUUAGUGUUUGUUGUUGCAUAUCAAAAAAUACUGCAAUUGUCAUAUGUAGAUAAAUUUUUAAAUGACAUUCAUUUAGAAUUUAGAGAUAGAUUCAAAAAUGAAUUGAAAAACUCUAAGUGGUUUUAUAAUUAUGAAUUUCAAAGUGAUUAUGAGCAUGUUCUUGCUGUGGCUGAACAAUGGGCACAGACUCAAGCUAAAAUACCUAAACAAAUGCGUACCUUCGAUAAAAGUCAAAAAUCAAAAAAGACUAUUGCUAGUAUGAUUGAACGGAAAGAUGAUAAAGAUAAUAAAAAACAGGUGAAGAUUCAAGAGGUUUCAAAACUGGAUUUUCCAAACAAUCAAGUAAAUCAUAAUGGGGAAAUAAAUGAAAAAGUUUUAAUGGCAAAUCGCAUGAAAUUGGUUCAAAAAUUGAAUCAAAAGAAGAAAGUUGAUAAGCAGAAAAGUAAAAAAUCAGAGAAAGCUGGCAAGAAACCUCGUGUGUGGGAAUUAAGUGGGACCAUCAAAGAUCUUGCUGCUUUAGAACGCACCAAAGAUAAACCAGAAGAAAGUGGUGACUAUGUGCCAGCUGAUAAAACAUUAGUAGGGCAGAUGAAAGGUGGAAUUCGUGAUAUAGUAGUUGAACACGAUUCUGAGGAUGAUGAGUCUGAUGAAGAAAUGGAGAAUUCUAAACCACAAGUACAAAAGAAAACCAAUAGCAUGUUUUCAAUGUUCAAGAGUUUGGUUGGCAACAAAUGUUUGAAACACGAAGAUAUGGUUUCAGUUCUAGAUAAAUUAAAGGAUCAUUUGAUUUCGAAAAACGUGGCAGCUGAUAUUGCUCAAAAAUUAUGCGAGUCUGUUGGUGUGAAACUCGAAGGAAAAGUACUCGGUACAUUCGAUAGUAUAACCACUACAGUGAAGAAUACAUUGAUCGAUGCGUUGGUGCAAAUAUUGUCUCCAAAAAGACGCGUGGAUAUUCUACGAGACGCAAUGGAAGCAAAGAAAAAUAGUAGACCUUAUGUUAUGACAUUUUGUGGCGUAAAUGGGGUGGGAAAAUCAACAAAUCUGGCGAAAAUUUGUUUCUGGCUCAUAGAGAAUAAUUUCCGUGUUCUUAUUGCAGCAUGUGAUACAUUUAGAGCUGGUGCAGUAGAACAACUGAGAACGCAUAUGCGUCAUUUGAAUGCGCUUCACCCACCGGAGAAACAUGGCAAUCAAUCUAUGGUUCAAUUAUACGAAAAAGGUUAUGGAAAAGAUGCUGCUGGUAUUGCCAUGGAAGCGAUCCGUUUUGCCAAGGAUUCGAAAAUCGAUGUGGUUCUAGUGGAUACUGCAGGCAGAAUGCAAGAUAACGAACCGUUAAUGAGAGCCUUGGCUAAAUUGAUCAAAGUAAACGAGCCAGAUUUAGUACUUUUUGUUGGUGAAGCUCUUGUUGGAAACGAGGCUGUCGAUCAAUUGGUAAAAUUCAAUCAAGCACUAGCCGAUCAUAGUCAAUCUAGCAAUCCUCAUAUCAUUGAUGGCAUUGUGUUAACUAAAUUUGAUACAAUCGAUGACAAGGUAGGCGCAGCGAUUUCCAUGACAUAUAUUACCGGACAACCUAUCGUUUUUGUUGGAACAGGACAAACAUACACAGACCUAAAAUCAUUAAACGCGAAAGCCGUGGUACACGCUCUAAUGAAGUAAUCGCUGCUUUGAAUAACGAAAGACAACAUUGAACUUAUUACAUGAAAGCAAAAAUACAUAAUUAAGAUUUUAAUGGAUUGUUAUCGACAAAUUCAGGGAAUGAAUUAUCACUGUUAUUAUCAUUAUUAUUAUAAUUAUAUAUAAAAAGAAUUAGCAAGAAUAAUAUAUUAUCAUCUUUAAAGAUGUAUUAUACCUGAUCAUUUUUGAUCAAUCGAUAUUGCUGUUACAAUAAUUCUUUUAAUACGCUAGACGAUCCGGUAAAUACUGCUGUGGAAUUCCUAGAAAC